This is a messenger RNA of Entamoeba nuttalli P19, 948 nucleotides long. RefSeq lists its product as hypothetical. The record is from RefSeq and is a predicted model, not a curated record. The transcript has a single exon. The coding region runs from base 1 to 948 and encodes 315 amino acids. Lineage: Eukaryota; Evosea; Mastigamoebida; Endamoebidae.
AUGGGUGAUAUGUCUGAAGAUGAUUCUUCAAUACUAAUUAAAGAUGAACCAAUGAAUAAAGAAGAAAAUACCGUAGACACAAUAUUAGGAACAAAAGCACUUAUUACCACUGUUUCAACAAUUUCUUUUGUGAUAUAUGUUAUUGCGUUUAUUAUAUUAUUAAUGAUUGACUCAUGGGUAAUAAUGUUAUUGAUGAAAAUUAUGGAACAUAUUUCAAUGAAAUAUAUUAUUAUUAAUAUUCCACUUAUUAUUUUAUCAAUACUUAUAUUUAUUGAAGUAGGAUUUACAAAAGGAACAAUUGGAAGAAUAAUGGCAAUAAUUAAGUCUUCAAUUAUAAUUGGAAUAAUACCUAUAAUUUCAUUAAGAUUAGAUACCAUACUAAAAGGGGAUGUAAUUUAUUAUUUUAUUCCUAUAUUUGUAGUAGAAGGAAUAAAUAUUAUAAUACGAAUUAAUACAUUUUAUUUCAAUUAUAAAGAUAUUCAAAAACAUAAAGAAGUUUUUGGGUAUAGUUGGCAAUUAGGAAUAACAAUACUUUCAGAUAUCAGUAGAAUUGGGGGAGAAAUAUUGAUUAUUUUAGGAUUAACAGAAAAAUCACAAUUAUAUGAGAAUUAUUUAUGGUGUGGAAUAAUGUUUAUAGGGUCAUUAAUAUUAUACUUUAUUGGAUUUAUAUUUCUGAAAGAAACAAAGACAUAUACUGGAAUAUUAAAGAAUAUAAUGAGAGUAUUAUUUAUUAUUUAUGGAAUAACACAAAUAUUAUUGAUAGUAUUAAAUACAGGAAAAUAUCAUAUUUGUAGUGUACUUGUAGCAUCAAUUCCAACAUUAGUUUAUUUGUCAUUUAUACAUCUUUGUUUUAUUGUUUUUCCAAUUCUUUAUUUGUGUAUAUUCAAAAAGAUUGUAAAGUCACAUCUUGAUGAUAAUACUACAACUUCAUUCUUACAUGAAAAUUAA